This is a messenger RNA of Clonostachys solani, 789 nucleotides long. Lineage: Eukaryota; Fungi; Ascomycota; Sordariomycetes; Hypocreales; Bionectriaceae. The record is from the annotation of a GenBank genome assembly.
AUGACUGUUCGACGCCGUGUGCCCGGUACCUCCUCAAUGAAUGCCGGAAAGCACGGAAUGAGACAUUAUUUUGACUCCUACCCUCCUCGUCUCCUAUCCGUCACCGAAAUCCCCUCCUGGUACUCCAACAACAGUUUCGUUCGUUCCGGCUACCGGCCUGUCACCCAGUCCGUCUCCCGCUGCGUACAGAGUCUCGCGUAUCUCCACAACGAGACUGUUAACAUUUACACCCACCUGGUCCCUGCAUUAGUCUCGCUGGCCGCAAGCUUCUUCUUCCACGCCUUCUUCUCAUCGAACUACCCAAAGGCUAUUUGGCAGGAUGAAGUCAUCUUCCAAAUUUAUCUCACAACCACCAUCUUCUGCUUUGGCAUAAGCUCCGUGUAUCACACGCUUGUGUGCCAUUCCGAAGGAUAUGCCAUAGCUUGGGUCAGGCUAGACCUCAUUGCAAUCGUGUUCCAGAUCAUCGGUUCCGUGGUAUCGGGAUCUUACAUGGGCUUUUACUGUGAGCCGACACUGCAAAAGACCUAUUGGGUCAUGAUCGUAGUACUUGGAACCUUCUCCGGGGCCGUUAAUGUUCUUACCGAUCUGGAUAGUACCAAAUGGCGUCUUCUCCGGCUGCUCACUCUGGUUGCCACCGGCUUCUCUGCUCUCGCGCCCAUCAUCCAUGCGGCUACCAUGUUCCCAUACUGGCAGCUGGACAAACAAACUGGAUUGCGGUUUUACUACGCAGAAGGUGUUGCAAUGGUAUCUGGUGUCUACUUUUAUGCGUUUGCAGAACGUCCCUGCUGA